CCCGCCUCGCUGCCCUCCCCGGCGGCAGCCCGGCCCAGGCGCGGGGCAAAGCGCGCCGCCGUCGCGCCGACGCACAGCCGCAGAGGGCCGGCUACACGCGGCGGCCCCGUCCCCCUGCCUCGGCCGAGCGGCGGCAGCGGCCGUGCGCCUGACGUGGCGCGCGGCGCAGGCUGAGGAAGUGGCAGCGGCUGUCGAGGGGGCGGCAGGCGCGGGCCCGGGCCGGAGGUGGGGCUCCGGGGAGUGUGGACGUGGUAACGGCGGCCCGGGACGGCUCUCCCCGCCCCCGCCGCCUUGCAGCCGAGCCCGAGGGAGCGUCGAGGGUACGGAGAGUGCCCCGGCGGAGGUGCGUUGCAGCGGCCGGAGGGGGUGCCCGGCUGCCGCGGGAAGCUCUCUCUUUUGCGUCUGCUUUUUAAAACCAUAAAAUGUCUGAAGUUAAGCAGAGGAAAAAAGGUGUUUCUUCAUCCAAGAUCAAUGAAGAUUCACCAAAGGCUGAGAAGCACGGUCACUGUGGGAAGCUGGCAAGUCCCAGGACUGGUGGUAAUCGGCAUUCCGUGUGGCUUGACUCAGGGAUGAGCUUGAGCAUCAUUUCCUUUGCAGUCUGCCUGCUGCUGACCUGGGUCCUAUUUCAGCAGUCAGGUCAAUUUGCCGACAUGGAAAAAAAGUACAGUUUCUUACAGCGAGAAGCUGAAAAAUUCCUGGAUGUGGAACACAAAGUUAACUUCAUUUCUGAAAAGUGUGAAAAGGCUUUGAACUUAAUGGAACAGCUGGAAGAUCUUCAAGUAACUUCUCACAUUAAACAUCUGCAGGAGGAUAUUUUUACAAUGAAAACAUGGUCUGACAGCCUAAUUAAAAAGCAAGAAAAACUGCAGAAGAAUUUAACAACCCUUUUUGAUGCAAUUUCAAGCAUUGACCAGAACACGGCUUCUGUAGCAAAAAAUGUGACGCUGACGAUCGUCACAGUGAAAACAGACAUAAGGCGCAUUUCGGGCUUGGUUUCAGAAGUGACUGCCCUGGCAGAAUCUUUGCAAGCACUGGAAGAUAAAGUAGAGAAAGGUGAAAAGAGAACAGUAAAAAAUAUAGGUGACCUGCUCACCAGUAGCAUUGACCGAAGUACCAAACUACAAAGCUUGGCAUCCAGUAAUGCCAGGAGAAUCGAGCUCCUGAGGACAGCACUGUCUGAGUUAAGGAGCAAUUUUAACAAGCAUGCGGAUAGACUUCUGAAUCUCGAGGGUGACAGAGCAAAGGUUCUGAAGACAGUUACAUUUGCAAACGAUUUAAAACCCAAGAUGUACAAAAUUAGAAAGGAUUUUGUCAUCUUGGAGCCCUUACUCAAUGACCUAACACUUAGAAUAGGAAGAUUAGUGGAGGAUGUAUUACGACGGGAGGAGGAAAUUGCUUUACUGAAUGAGAAAUUGGUCAAUCUGACACGAGUUCAAAUUGAGAUCAAAGAUAUAAAAGAUGAAAUAACCAAGACUUCAGGCAUGAAUUGAUCCCUGUGAAAUGCCACUGCCUAAAGAAUAAUAGUGUUUGAAGAGUGUUAACUCCAUCGUGUGUAGUGCUAAGGAGAGAGAGAGAGAGUAUUUAACUGUGUCCAGUUCUGGGCUCCCCAGCUCAAGAGGAACAGGGAACUUCUGGAGAGAGUCCAGCACAGGGCCACCAAGAUGAUCAGGGGACUAGAGCAUCUUCCUUAUGAGGAAAGGCUGCAGGAACUGAGGCUGUUUAGUCUAGAGGAGACUGGGGGGGGGGGGGAUUUUAUAUUUACAAAUAUCUAAAUGGUAGAUGUCAGGAUGUUGGGGCAUCACUUUUUUCUAUUGUAUCUAGUGACAGGACAACAGGUAAAAGAAAGAAGGUGGGACACAAAAAGUUCCACUUAAACUAUUUCACUGUUCAGGUGAGGGAGCCCUGACACAGGCUGCCCAGGGAGGGUGUGAAGUCGCCUUCCUUGGAGGUUUUCAAGAGCCACCUGGAUACGUUCCUGGGUGACCUGAUCUAGGGGGACCUACUUCUGCAGGGGGUUGGACUAGAUAAUGUCUUGUGAUUCUGUGUUUCUGUAAAGGCUUCAUUUAAGAAGCACAACAAAACAGAUUUGUCCUCUUUCUUUGAAAAGGACAGAAAAAAGUCAUGCUGAUUUCAAGGGACAAGUUACAAUGUGAACAAAAAACAGGUCUAUGUGCAGGUAUUUGUCUUUCUGAAGGAUGACAGAUGCUGUAUUUAUUAAAUUGCUUAUUUUGUACAAUAAAACAAUG
Messenger RNA from Colius striatus (speckled mousebird), 2246 nucleotides. RefSeq names its product IKBKB interacting protein (gene IKBIP). The record is from RefSeq and is a predicted model, not a curated record. Bases 423 to 1490 code for a protein of 355 amino acids. Lineage: Eukaryota; Metazoa; Chordata; Aves; Coliiformes; Coliidae. The transcript has 4 exons.